Messenger RNA from Cynoglossus semilaevis (tongue sole), 3680 nucleotides. Its product is annotated as ubiquitin-associated protein 2. Gene Ontology annotation, cellular component: cytoplasm; nucleus. The record is from RefSeq and is a predicted model, not a curated record. The coding region runs from base 7 to 3159 and encodes 1050 amino acids. NCBI's taxonomy places the organism in Eukaryota, Metazoa, Chordata, Actinopteri, Pleuronectiformes, Cynoglossidae. The transcript has 22 exons.
CAGGGCAUGGGAACUUUUAAUCCUGCGGACUAUACCUCUGAGGCAAGGACAGGGAGCACCCAAACGGAUGGCUGGGACACAGUGGCCAAUAGCAAUACUGAUGGGACAGUUGCCUGGAAGAAUACCCUGGAAGACUGGGCAGCUGAGGACUGGAAUGAGGAUGUUGGUCUCUCUGACACUAAAGUAUUUACCUCCUCUUGUGCACCUUCGACUAAAGAUUACGUCACACCUGGGCAAAGUCUGGACCUCACCUCUAUAAUGAAGAUUGCGGUUGACGGAAGAGAACCACCUUCCUCGUCCCAGAGUUUGGUGUUUACCAACUCUCAGCAUCACCAGCCGACUCCGAGCUGCAACACCACCACCAACACCAGCUACGCACAUGCUGCUCUGUCAUCAGUUCUGGGAGCAGGAUUUGGGAAACUGACUCAGGCCAAAACAAUUCAGCCCAGCCCUGGAGCUCAUUUACUGGAGCAGCUAAAGGCUCCUGGACUGGGUCCUCUAUCCUCAGCCCAGGCCACUUCCCCUGCUGUCACCCAGAGAAACAACAUUUCCAUGGGCCGACUGCUGGGCCAGGAAGGAUCUGCACCGGCACCUUCAUCCUCGAGCUGGGACAUGAAGGAUUCAGAGCCCAACCCAACCUCAUUGUCCUCACAGUUCAGCCGUGAAUUUGGCCUGCAACCUGAGCCAUCUGUAGUGCUGAGCCAGCUAAGGCACAACGGCACCUCCUUGCCUCUUGCUCGUCAGCCUAGUCCGCCGCUGCAUCCCCAAGCAACCUCUGCUUCAGCUUCGCCUGCUCCCCAGCUCAUGACUGUUGUUGGUGUCAAAACCAAUGCUCCCAAUACAGGGCUGGACCCUCAAAAUGGUCAGGGCACGCCACAGCAGCUGCAGCAGCGGGCACAGCUCAAAAGCCAGAAACGAAGGAUACCUCCUACAUCAAAGAUUCCAUCCACGGCAGUUGAGAUGCCUGGCUCAGCUGAUGUACCUGGUCUAAACCUCCAAUUUGGAGCGUUAGACUUUGGAUCAGAGUCGGCCCUGCCAGAGUUUGGUGUUGUGGACAAUUGUGUGAGUGCAGCGUCAAGGGAGUCCACUCCGACCCCUGCCUCAGCACCUUCUGCACCAGUACCAGGAAUACAGUGCCCCACAAGCCUGUACUCAAAACCAGUCAGUGAGUCUCAUGGCAGUCCUCCGACCGUUUCCCUUCCUCCGCCCCUGUCCUCAUCUGAGCCAGCUUAUCAUCUGUCCUCAGCACCAUUGUCAAGUUUUACCUCCUCCUCCUUAGGAGCUACCAAUGCCAAUAGUGCACCCUUGUCUUCUUUGCCGACCUCCACCACCAGCUCCUCUUCCUUCUCCUCUUCUUCCUCCAUACCGUCCCCCUUCUCCACGGUGGGUGGGACUUACGACGGGACCAUGUACACUCACACGCGCCUGACUUUUUCCCAAGGCAAAGAGGUCACAGGGCCGGUCAUGAAUGGUUUGAAUGGUGUAAGGACCUGUGCUUCAUUAGACACUUCUUUAGUGUCAUCUUCAUCAAAACCUGAGGCACCGUCGCUAAACAUCAGCACCAAUUGCAUUCCUACACCCUCUGCCCACGUUCCCCCCACCCUUCCUGCACACAGUUCCACCUCUCUGUCUAGUCUGGUACAAGACCUCCCCUCAGCCAGUCAGCUUAUUUCACUAAACAGUCAUGUCAGCAGUCUCUCCUCAGUUUCAGCUCUGUGCUCCAGCUCUGCUUCUCACACCAGUGGAGAUGCAAUUUCCCUAGUGCCCUCCUGUGGCUCAUACACAUCCUCGCAGCCCUCGGCUUCAGCGCUCCACCUGGCUCACAACAGCAGCAACAGUAGCAGCAGCAACAGCGGCAUCAGCCACAUGAGCAACAUGCCCAACAUGUCCAACAUGGGCAGCAAUAUGAGCAGUGCAGUGGGUGGAAUGACUGGACCUCACUCUGUUACCACCACUGCCAGCAGCACAGUGAUGGGCCUUGGCUCCAAUGGAGCUCUGGUCACGUCCAAUCUCUCUGCACAGAGGGCCACAGCUCUGCUCUCCUCCUCCACUGGUAAAGCCCCCCCUAACCUGUCCCAGGGAGUCCCCCCAUUAGUGCCCAACCAGUACAUCAUGGGCCCAGGUGGGCUUCUGCCAGCAUACCCACAUAUUUAUGGCUAUGAGGAUCUUCAUGUGCUGCAGUCCAGACUUCCAAUGCCCUCUUUGCAGGAUUAUUAUGGAAUCACAUUCCCUGGCCCCACAGUGACUCUGUCUGGAAGAGAUGGGAACCUUGCCAACAAUCCCUACUCAGGUGAAGUCACAAAGUUUGGCAGAAACGACUCCACCUCUCCAGCUCCGCCAACCAGCCUAGCUGGCCCUCAGCCUUCUCAGGCACCGAGCCAAGGUCAGAACCAGAACCAGCCUCAAGCCCAGCCUCAACCACCGGGUCAGCCGCAGCAUCACAACAGCCAGCAGGCUUUUCUGCCUGCUGGCUACAGCUACACAGGCCUGCCAUAUUACCCUGGAGUGGCAGGCGCUGUGCCCAGUGCUGCUGCCUUCCAGUACGGUCCAACGAUGUUUGUUCCUCCUGGAGGCCCAGGCCCGGCUUCAGCCAAGCAGCACAGCAUGAGUCUGGGUCUGGGGAACCCUUCAGCAGGUCCUUUUCAGCAGCAAACCCAGCAGCAGCCAAGUAGUUACAGCCAGCACACCUUCAGCUCAGGGUAUGAGGAUCUGACAGCGGGACCGGCUGGAGUGGACUACAGUAAAGGAUACAACUCAUCUUUACAGGCACAAGCCAAACCUACUGCUGCUGGGCCAGGGAAAGGAGUUUCAGUGACCUCCAGUAACUCAGGAGUGCCUGACAUCAGUGGAAGUGUUUACAACAAGACGCAGUCUUUUGAUAAGCAGGGUUUCCAUGCAGGAACUCCUCCACCCUUCAGCCUGCCUACAGCCCUGGGUGGCCCCGGCCCUCUGAACCCAGGAGCUGCUCCUGGAGGAUUUGCCACGGCUCCGUUCCUCCACAUCCUGCCUCACCAGCAACCUCACUCACAACUGCUGCACCAUCAUCUCGCUCAUGAUGGCCAGGGUGUUCAGAGCCAGCGUGGUCAGUCGGGCAGCCUUCAGCAGAAGACCCAAGUGAACAAGUCCACUUAUGGCAGUUCGCCCUACUGGGCCAGUUAAGCUGUGACCUUCGUUUAUGUGUGUUUGUGUGUGUAUCCGUUGGACGACGGAGAGGCAACAAAGGUUUUACAACACAAGCUAAAACACACACUACCACCCUACCCCUCCACUCCCCUCUCCUCUGUAUAUUCCACUUUUCAAAUUUAUGGCUGUUGUAUGUAAAGUGUAUUUAUGUAUGUAUUUAUACAGUAUAUAUGUAUUGGUAGUACAUAAAAUGUGGUUUUUCUGACAUUUUGUUUUAUUUUGAAGGACAUUUUCUUUCAAAUAAGGGGAAUGCUUAGAUGAAGUUGAUAAAUAUACUUGAACAUAAGCAUCAUGUGAUGUGGAUUUGUUUUUUGUAUGCAUACAAUUACUGAGAAUGGUGUACGUAGAUUUGACACAUCAUUUUCACGUGGAAAAGGCCUUUUUUAUUUUAGAAGAAUAACGUUUUUGUAAGUUUUGGUCUCCUAAAAGUCCUUGGAUUUGAUGUCAUUUUAACAUUGUUUAAUCCUUGUUGUCCAAAUUAAAACUUCUGAACUGUU